Molecule: messenger RNA, 2639 nt
Organism: Daphnia carinata
Lineage: Eukaryota; Metazoa; Arthropoda; Branchiopoda; Diplostraca; Daphniidae
Product: mitogen-activated protein kinase kinase kinase 13-A-like
Exons: 8
Coding region: 318-2228 (636 amino acids)
Biological process (GO): protein phosphorylation
Molecular function (GO): JUN kinase kinase kinase activity; ATP binding
Source: RefSeq, a predicted model, not a curated record
AUUCUCUUCUGAAACGAAGGGGGGAUGAAACAGAAAAAAAAAGAGAUGGCUAGACCAAAUGGUGCGACCAAUAGGGAAGCUUGAGGGUUGGUUCAUUGUCUGGUCACCUACGAGUCGAUAGGGGAGAGUUUACCUACAGCAGCCAACAAUCAGCCACCAUUAGACCAACAGGUCGUUGUCAAGUCAAGUUGUGCUCAGCACUCCGUUUCCAAGUUUAAACGAGAAAAUGGGCGUGUUUGUGACAAGUUUCAGGUAAAGUUAUCUAGUCUACUGAUACAACGUUCGGAAGUGUGAAAACAAUUUGAGAAACAUUCGACAUGGCUCAACCAAUGGAUAAUCACGUUAAUUUGGAUAUUCACCUGAGCGUUAUGACAGCUCGUGAAUCUCGUAACGCUCCAUCUACCAUCCAAGUCCACAACCUCUGUCACAAAGGAAUGGAUCAAUUAGGUCAUCCACACAAAUCUUCGGCAUUAGAAACCUUGAAUCCGUCGCCUUCACUGCCAGUGGCCAAUCAAACGCUGAUUUGCUCUUCACCGGCCGGUCCAUCAGCUGGUCAUCAUUUGUUAGCCACAGAAUCUGAUUUAAUUGAGUCUCGUCCAGCCGGUUGGUUUGAUGGAUUUUUCGGCCGCAUCCGUUCAGUUUUCCGCAGUUGGGACAACAUUAGCUGCAAAGGUGAUGAAUGGGAGAUUCCAUUCGAAGCACUUAGCGAUCUCGAACAUUUGGCAUCCGGAACGCAAGGUGUCGUUUACAAAGCCCGAAUGCGCAAUGAGAUCGUGGCCGUCAAGAAAGUUGACGAUAAGAAAGAGGCUGAAAUUCCUGUUCUUCGUCAACUCAAUCAUCCAAACAUUAUCCGUUUCAAAGGAGCGUGUAAUCAGGCGCCUAAUUAUUGUUUGGUGAUGGAAUACUGCCCAAAUGGGACGCUGUACGAUUUUCUACGUAGUGAAAAUGAAUUAUCGCCCCAGUUGACCUUCGAAUGGGCCGUUCAAAUCGCGUCUGGUAUGCACUAUCUCCAUCAGAACAACAUAAUGCAUCGUGACCUGAAAAGCCCCAAUAUCUUAUUGGAUGGAAAUAACGUGGUCAAAAUCACCGAUUUUGGAACAUGUCGCACUUUCAACAAUCACAGCGUUUUAAUGACAGUUAUCGGCACGUACGCUUGGAUGGCGCCCGAAGUCAUUUGCAAAGACAAAUGCUGGAAAAAAGUUGAUGUUUGGUCUUACGGUGUGGUGUUAUGGGAACUGCUCACGAGAGAAACUCCGUAUCGCGAUCAAAGUUACGGAGCCAUCAUUUACGGUGUGGGUAGCAACCGGCUGCAGUUACACCUUCCAUCGACCAUUCCGCCAGGCUUUUUACGUUUGCUGGAAAUGUGUAGGAGACAAGUUCCACGUAAAAGGCCAUCCUUUUCAACGAUUUUACUUCUUCUGUCGAGAGUGUCGACAGAAUUAAUCGACCAAGAUCCAGGACAUUACGCAAAUCUACAACUCGAAUGGAAAAUGGAAAUCCGUCCGUCUUGUUCCAGCCGUGAUAAAUGCCAUUCAACUGUUUCUAACGAUUCGUCUUAUCAGAAAGAUUGCCAGCAAUCUAUCGAUGUAUUUGAUGGAAAUCACAACUACAAUAAUAACGAUCCUUAUGGUGAGCAUCCGUUGUUUAAACGGCUGGCUCAAAUCAGACAUGUGGACGAGAUACACGACCUCCUCGCAGAGAAGAUGGCCGAGUUGAUGCAAAGCGAAAUUUACCAUGAAGUCGCUUACCUUACAGCCAUUCUUAAAGAAAUUCAAGUGAAGCCAAAAAGCAAGCCAAUACGGAUUAAACAGCGCAAAAGGAGUUACAAGAGAAAUGGUGUUAAAAGGAAUUAUUCUGUUAAAUCAAUCAAGGGUCGAUUGGAAUCACCCGCUUUAGGACGCCAAGAUUCCUCGCGAGUGGACAACAAUUCUUGCCAAUUUAAAGAACAUAAUCUGCAGGAUGGGCCCAACAGCUCCGCUGCAGCGUCAGGUGUAGUCCAAUCGAGUUGGGAGACGUGUUCUGACGACGAUGAAGAGCAAACCAAUUUCACGCUCGCCCAAAAUCAAAAAGCCUUUCUUCGCAAAAGCGUUGGGCGGAAUCCGAUCCGGACGCGCAGGCCUUUCAAAGACCGUCCUACUUCUGCCUAUUCCGGAAAUUCCACCGAAGAAAAUCGCCUUUCACUUCUAUCCGACGACGACGGUGUUGCUGGAAACAUGUCGGAUUUGUGAUGUCCUUUUUUUGGGUUUAAAUAAUCCGAUUUUUGUUGUUCGGAUUUUUUUUUUACGUAUUCAGUUAUUUGCAUAGUGACGUAGGUUUUGCCCAGACCAGUUUUUUUAAUCAAUUGUUGACAUCAAUUUUUUUUUUCUCGACAUUUUUUAAUUCCGGUUUUACCUGUUAAAGAGUUCUGGGUGUUGCUCAAGGCAAAUAGGUUAGUUACAUUUAUUUAUAUUAUUUUAAUCAUUUUUUUUUCUCGUUGAGUGCGAAUUUCUUAAUUUGCAGCUGUUCAUCAAAAUUGAUCGUGUUAAACCCACCAAUUGUGUCUUAUUUAUUCUUUACUUUUUGACGAGUGCCCUAUGUGAAUCAUAUAAAUCAAAUAAUUCUCCUACAUUGCCAAGAAUUUCGAAAAACCUUCGAAAGUU